Molecule: messenger RNA, 7787 nt
Organism: Pipistrellus kuhlii (Kuhl's pipistrelle)
Lineage: Eukaryota; Metazoa; Chordata; Mammalia; Chiroptera; Vespertilionidae
Gene: KIF27
Product: kinesin family member 27
Exons: 17
Coding region: 245-4306 (1353 amino acids)
Biological process (GO): mitotic spindle organization; microtubule-based movement
Molecular function (GO): microtubule motor activity; microtubule binding; ATP binding
Source: RefSeq, a predicted model, not a curated record
GGGGGCGCGUCGGCGUCGGGCUUCGCCGGUUGCCCGGAGAACCCGUGACAACAAAAGGCGCGGGCGGCGGCGGAGGAGGCGGCGGCGGCGGCGCGGAGGAGGGAAACCGAGGAGUUCUGCGCUGCGCUCGCCGCCGGAGACCGGCUUUCUCUGGCCGGAGUCCAGAUCUUAUGUAAAAUGGAUGGCUCUCACACUAGACACUGAAUGUUAAGUAGAAAAUCUGUUUAGCAAAAUCUAAGCUGCCAUGGAGGAAAUACCAGUAAAAGUUGCUGUAAGAAUUAGACCUCUGCUAUGCAAAGAAGUUCUUCAUAAUCAUCAAGUUUGUGUGAGAGUUAUUCCAAACACCCAGCAAAUUAUCAUUGGGAGAGAUAGAGUCUUUACUUUUGACUUUGUUUUUGGCAAAAGUUCCACUCAAGAUGAAGUUUAUAAUACGUGCAUAAAGCCACUAGUGUUAUCACUCAUUGAAGGCUAUAAUGUAACUGUUUUUGCCUAUGGACAAACUGGAUCUGGGAAGACAUACACCAUCGGAGGAGGCCAUGUUGCUUCAGUUGUAGAUGGUCAAAAGGGUAUCAUUCCUCGAGCUAUCCAAGAAAUAUUUCAAAACAUCUCAGAAAAUCCUAGCACUGACUUUAAAAUAAAAGUUUCUUAUAUAGAAGUAUAUAAGGAAGAACUAAGAGAUCUUCUAGAAUUGGAGACAUCUGUGAAGGAUCUUCACAUCCGAGAAGAUGAAAAAGGAAACACAGUGAUUGUCGGGGCCAAGGAAUGCCUGGUGGAGAGUGCAGAUGAAGUGAUGAGCCUCCUGGAGAUGGGGAAUGCAGCCAGGCGUACAGGUACCACCCAAAUGAAUGAAUACUCCAGUCGAUCACAUGCAAUUUUUACAAUCAGCAUUUGUCAAGUUGAAAAAAAUACAGAGGCAGCUAAAGAUGGACCAUGGUCUUCCCGUCGGCAAAUUGUCUCAAAGUUCCACUUUGUGGAUUUGGCUGGAUCAGAAAGAGCAACGAAAACAGGGAAUACUGGCGAACGGUUCAAAGAAUCCAUUCAGAUCAACAGUGGGUUGCUGGCUUUAGGAAAUGUAAUAAGUGCCCUUGGGGACCCACGCAGAAAGAGUUCACAUAUUCCAUAUAGGGAUGCUAAAAUUACCCGGCUUCUGAAAGAUUCCCUGGGAGGCACUGCCAAGACUGUCAUGAUCACUUGUGUCAGCCCAUCUUCCUCGAAUUUUGAUGAAUCCUUAAAUUCUCUCAAAUAUGCCAAUAGAGCACGCAACAUCAGGAACAAACCCACCUUAAACUUCAGCCCCGAGUCAGACCGGAUGGAUGAAAUGGAAUUUGAGAUUAAGUUGCUUCGAGAAGCUUUGCGAAGUCAGCAGGCUGGUAAUAUUAGCCAAACCAGCCAGAUCCAUCGAGAGGGGACUCCUGAUAACAGGAUCAUUUUUCUUGAGGAACAAGUAGCUCAGCUCCAAGGAGAAUGUCUGGGUUACCAACAUUGUGUAGAGGAAGCCUUCAGCCUCCUGGUGGAGUUAAAAGAUACUGUCAGUCUAAACCAAAAUCAGCAACAGAAGCUGCAGGAGUGGUUUAACAUGACCCAGGAGGUCAGGAAGGCAAUUCCCAGCUCAUUCAGAGGAAGCCAAGGCAUUAGAAACCUGGAAGAAGGAACACAGCAUAUUAGAGUUAACCAAUUGAAGCGAGAGCUGAAGAAAUGCCAGAAUGAAAAAAUCAUAGAACAACAACUUCUUCUGGAUCACCUGAGUGGAGAACCAACAAAACUUAACCUGUCAAUGACUUCUUCAGCUAAGGAAAUUUGUGGAGAUGGCCCAGAUGCCAGGAUACCAGAAAAGAGACCAUAUACUGUACCGUUUGAUGCUCGUUUGGGACGUUAUAUUUAUAUCCCAGAAAGAUCAGAUGCCAGGAAGGUCUACACAAGCCCUUCUAUGUACUCUCUGGAUCGAGUAGUGGCUGGAUUUCGAACACGAAGUCAGAUCCUGCUGGGUCACAUAGAAGAACAAGAUGAAGUCCUCCACUGCCAAUUUUCUGAUAACAGUGAUGAUGAAGAAUCAGAAGGCCAAGAGAAAUCUGAAAUUAGACAUAAAAAUCACUCAUGGAUUCAGAAGCCAGGCUCUGUUUGUUCUCUUAUUGAAUUGAAUGAUAUUCAUGAUCAAACACAAAAGUCAAGUUUGGGGAAUGAAGAUUUAAAGAUUGAAUGUCUUCAGGAGAGUCAAGAGUUGAAUUUGCAAAAACUAAAGCAUUCAGAACUCAUACUUACUGAAGCUAAACAAAAAAUAAGAGAACUUACAAUUAACAUCAAUAUGAAAGAAGAUCUGAUUAAAGAAUUAGUGAAAACAGGUAAUGAUGCCAAGUCUGUAAGCAAACAGUAUUCUCUGAAAGUAACAAAAUUUGCCCACGAAGCAGAACAGGCAAAAGUGGAAUUAAUUGAGACAGAAAAGCAGCUACAGGAACUGGAAAACAAAGAUCUGUCUGAUGUUGCUUUGAAAGUAAAAUUACAGAGGGAGUUCCGUAAAAAGAUGGAUGCCGCAAAGCUGAAAAUCCAGGUCUUACAGAAGAAGCAACAAAAUAGUAAGAAGUUGGCAUCACUUUCAAUCCAAAAUGAGAAACGUGCUAAUGAAUUAGAGCAGAGUGUAGAUCACAUGAAAUAUCAAAAGGUACAGCUGCAAAAGAGACUUCGAGAAGAAAAUGAAAAAAGGAAGCUAUUGGAUACAGAAAUUCAGCGGGAUCAACAAAAAAUCAAAGAAUUAAAGUUAAAAACAGAACUGGAAGAAGGUCUGAUACUGAAAGCUGAGGACCUAGAUGCAUUUAAGAUGGAAAGAAGAAAAGGUUUGUUUGGAAGUAUAGACCAACUCCAGAAAUUGGAUGAGCAAAAGAAAUGGUUAGAUGAAGAAGUAGAGAAAGUUCUGAACCAACGCCAAGAAUUAGAGGAGCUGGAAGAAGAUCUGAAGAAGCGGGAGGCCAUAGUUUCUAAGAAGGAGGCCCUGUUACAGGAGAAGAGCUACCUGGAAAAUAAGAAGUUGAGAUCUAGUCAGGCCUUAACCACAGAUAGUUUGAAAAUAUCAACUCGCCUGAACUUGCUGGACCAAGAGUUGUCCAAAAAGAAUGUGCAGCUCCAGAGCAGCACAACUGAGGAAAAAAUAAAGAUUUCAGAACAAGUUCAAGCCCUCCAGAAAGAAAAAAAUCAGCUACAGAGACGAAGAAACAGUGUGGAAGAGAAACUUAAAAAUGGUAGCAUGUUAUCACCUGAAGAAGAACAUGCUCUUUUCCAACUUGAAGAAGGGAUUGAAGCUUUGGAAGCUGCAAUUGAGUACAAGAAUGAAAGUAUCCAAAGUCGCCAGAACUCGCUCAGAGUUUCAUUUCAAAACCUUUCUCAUAGUGAAGCAAACAUCUUGGAAAAACUAAUUGGCCUGAAUCCUACUGAGAUUAGAGCUAUCCUUUUCAGAUAUUUCAAUAAGGUGGUUAAUUUGCGAGAAACUGAGCGAAAACUCCAGUUACAGAAUAAAGAAAUGAAAAUGAAAAUCCUGGAACGGGAUAAUAUGUUUCGUGAAUUGGAAUCUGCGCUGGAACAUCUGAAAUUGCAAUGUGACCGGAGACUGACCUUCCAACAAAAGGAACAUGAGCAAAAAAUGCAGUUGCUGUUACAUCAUUUCGCAGAGCAAGAUGGCGAAGGCAUUAUGGAAACUUUAAAAUCAUAUGAAGAUAAAAUCCAACAGCUGGAAAAAGAUCUUUAUUUCUAUAAGAAAACCAGUAGAGAUCUUAAGAAGAAACUUAAGGAACUGUUAGGGGAAGCAGUUCGAAGGCCACCGGUACCAUCUGAACAUCAUGAUGCUGGAGAUGAAGUUCUGAACCCAGAAGAAGCAAGCAUGGUUUCAGAAGAAUUAAAAUGGGCAUCCAGAACUGAAAGUAUGAAAUUAAGUGGAAGGGAAAGAGAAUUAGAUAGUUCAGCAAGCAGCUCAAGAAAACAAACAAAUUCUCAGAAGCUCUGGGAAGACAGCCCUGAAUUACCUCCAAUUUAUAGCUCUUUAGCACCCACUAGAGGGCAUUUGUUAAACGACGAGGAUAAAACAGACAUAGAUGACAAUCAGUUUACAAAACCUCACAGUCAACCACCACCUCAAAUUCAGCCAAUGGGAAAUGUGGGACAGAUUCAUGGUGUCAUGCCUGUAAAAUUGUGUCGCAAAGAGUUACGUCAGAUUUCUGCCUUGGAACUAAAAUUACGAAGGUCCAGUCUUGGAGUUGGGGCUGGUUCUAUGACUGCCGAUUCCAUUGAAAUAGCUAGGAAACCGAAUGACUUAAAAACUUAGGCAGUUAUUAAUAGAACUUUUAAUUUACUUUUCCAUAAUAACCAAACACACAUUUGGAACAUUGACAGUAAUGGAACAUUUAAAUAUUUCCACUUAUAAAUUCGUCUAAAAUUCUUUUCCAGGCUUAUUUGAAGAACAAGACAAAGAGUAGAAUAAUAAACUGUAUAUUAAUCAAAUUUAUAUUAUUAUAUAAUAUAAAAGUAUAUUAUGUAUGUUAUAAUGCAAUAAUUUUAUCUUACGUUUGUUAUUGUUAUUUUCAAAUACAAGUAUAUUUUUGUUAUUUUAAAAAGAUCCAGUUAAAGAUAGCUUAUGUCAGAGGGAAAGUCACCUACUCUACAUGUAUUGACACAGCUAAAAACCUAUGCCAAAAUGUAGUCUGUGGGCUAAAGCAACUGGCUAGGUUUGUGGAUUAAGGUUAAUUUAUGGUCCUAGAACCCACAAAGGUUGAGUGAUCUUGAUUUUUUUAAACAUGGCUUCUGUUCUUUUUUUGAAAUUGUAUUUAGAAUGUUAUAAUAUUGGUUUGAUAAUAUUAUAGAAUGUAAGUUUUCAUUUCUUUUCUGCCCUAUCUAUUCGACAUCUUUCUCUUUAUGCUACUAAAAAUGGGAGAAAUGAGUGCAGUUCUAUGGAACAGGGAAGCAAUAAUAGAAUAACACUAAAGCAUUCUAACAUUUCAAGGAAAAUAUAUCUGGUCACAUGGAAUCUAUAUGUAUAAAACCCUAAGUGGCCGGUAGACUGUUUGACCAGUCGCUAUGACACACAUUGAUCACCAAGGGGCAGAUGCUCAAUGCAGGAACUGCCCCCUGGUGGUCACUGCAUUCCCACAGCUGACUGACAUGAGCCAGAUGCCCGGCUCGUGAUUGGCAAGCACAGCUAUGGCGGCACAAGACUCUUCUGCCUCCGCUACAGUGCUUCCCAGCGGUGGCAGGUUCAGUGGGGCUUGGAUAAGCAGAAGUGGCGUGGUGCCGGCCUGGGCUUGGACGCCUCCCCGGCUGCCUGCCGCUUUGCACUCCACUACAUCCUCAGGGGUUGUUGGACUGGCGAUUUCUGUCCCAUCCCCGCAGGCCAGGUUAUCGGGCCGAAACUGGCAGUCCAACAUUCCCUGAGGGGUCCCAGAUUGCCAGGCUGGGAGACCCACAUGUGCAGGAAUCUGUGCACCAGGCCUCUAAUACACCUAUAAAGCUUGACGUCGAGCCAGAGGAUCUUUAAUAAUAUGAUGCACUUCAUCUGAGAAUUUUCUCUAUAACCUGUUUAGUCAGGCUUUGCACCCAGACAGGCCAGACUACAUUUGGGCUGUAAGUAAGUAAAUGAAAAAUUUUCAAUAGUUUUUGUCUAAACCUUAUUAUAUAACAACAUAAUUUGGGAUUAAUAACUAAAUAGUGAUUUGCCCAACAUAAUACAGUUUUUACUUUUGCACUAUAUUUUUCAAUCAUAGAAAAUAUUCCUUUAUAAUGACCAGAGAGAUUUUUUUUAAAACUUAUAUUGUGAUUUUUAUUACUUUUUCAAAGUCUCACUUGAAGUUGUUGGUCAAAUUAAUUCAUGUCUGGUGGGAUGGUAGCAAAAACACCCUUAUAGAUGCCUACUCAGUGAGCCACUCACUUCCUUGCUGACUUGAUUUUUUCUUAUCUGAUGCUGCUACUAUUUUUUUCUUUUGCCCCUUUCUCUGUUGCUACUGAGCCUGACCACCUUACCUAAGACCCAAACUAUUACCAGUGCUCAAAGACUUACGGUUUCUUUUUUUUAAGUUUCUAGCCACUAGGUAGUAGGGUUCCAUGGUCCCACAACUAUAGGAAAAGGAAACCAAACCAAUAUAAACUUCUAAAUUGGUGAAUAAUUUAUAUAUCUCUUAAGCAUGGUACUAAAAUUCACUUAAAUUAUGGGUUAAAUAAACUUCUGUGGACUUAACUGGGAAAUGAACUACAGUUAAUAACACUGGCCCAAUGAGAAACUGCUUCAAACAAUUAAUUUAUAAACUAUCUUGGAAAUUUUGUUUUUAACAGACUAUUUGAAGGCAGAUUCUGGUUUUGAGCCUCCUUUUGUCUUUGUUUUAUAUGACAUAUAUUUAAUGUGUAUCCUAUGUAAUGUAUAUAUAGAUUGAUAAUGGCAAAAGCCAGUGCCUUAACAAAGCAUAGCAAUUAUAUAUUAACUAGAGGCUCAGUGCACAAAUUUGUGCACAGGUGGGAUCUGGUUGGCCUGCCUUGAUUGUGGUCGAACAGUCCAGGCCAGCCAGGGGGAGGGGCUGUCAGCAGUUGGCUGGCUAGCCCCAUCCCCUGGUCAAACUCCUGGUUGAACUCCCAGUUGAAUCCCAGUCAAGGGGACAAUUUAUAUAUUAGACUUUUAUUAUAUAGGAUAAAUAUAUAUUUAUUAAUGAAGGUCCCAAUUUUAAAUAAUUUAGAAAUCAUGUAAGAAUGAUACUGGAAUCCUGCUUGCCCAAGAAAUUGACACAUAUUUGUUUUAUCUGUGGCAAUAUAAAUACAUUUUCUGAAAGCCAACUCAAAAGAUUUAUCCAACCAACAGUGAUUAGAUUUGAUAUUGCAAAUGUGAACUGACUUCUAAAUAUCCGAGGUACAGGUUUUUCCUUCCUCCAGUUAAACAUAUAUCCUUUAUAUGCUAUAUACAUACACAUAUAAAUAAUAUCCUGAAUAAUAUAUUCUGAAGUGAAACUCUUGUCAUUUUAGUUUAGUUAGUGCCCUCACAAAGAAAAACUAACGCAUCUGCUCAAGGCAAGUAAAAUUGUUUUUUACAUACAGUACUAAUAGUUUUACUUUGUAUUUCACAUGAUUUCUUUAGUCUAAACAUUUUGUCAUUGUGUUUGCCUUUUUGCAUGUAUAUAAAAUGUUUAUGGUUUUCUUAUUUUUGUUCAUUUUGGGUCCCCCACCCCCACUCAUACCAGAGCCUUUGAAAGAAGACAUGUCUACAUCCAAAAAAUACUAGUUCCUUUCCUAUGUCGAGUGUUAUAGGUAACAGUGUUGGGGAAUUCUGUAGGUAUAGGUAGCUAUGGCCAUAACAACAUCAAUAAAGAUGCUUUUGUGCUUUAGUUUUUCUUUUGCUAAUUUUUUUCUUUUUCUUUUUUGGUCCCAUGGUUCUUGUUAUCUUUAGGAACUCAGGGUCCAAUGUGUCAGCUAAAAUACACACGGACUUCACUAAGUGGACUUAAUUUUCACUAGCCAAUUGGCUUUUUUGUCCAGGUCAAUAAAGUGAUAAAUCCUUAUUCAACAAUGUGUGUCUUAUAUGAAACACACACACACACACAGGUCUUAUGCUAAGUAUUAGAAUGAAAUGUCCAGGAGUCAAAUCCUCAGUGGUUCUAUAGUCCACACAAAUUCUUAUGCAUUAAAUGCAAGUGUGACAUAUUUUGCUCUUUCAGACAUUUUCCUAGGCACAUACUUGUGACUUUAAAUCACUGGAGUAUCCAUAUCUGAAUGUUCAAUGUCUAUAAUAUCUGUAAGCUCAUGUCCACAAUUCUUAACUUCACUGGAAUUUU